Malassezia pachydermatis is the source of this 792-nucleotide messenger RNA. RefSeq names its product protein farnesyltransferase alpha subunit. The record is from RefSeq and is a predicted model, not a curated record. Lineage: Eukaryota; Fungi; Basidiomycota; Malasseziomycetes; Malasseziales; Malasseziaceae. Gene Ontology annotation, cellular component: protein farnesyltransferase complex; CAAX-protein geranylgeranyltransferase complex; cytoplasm. Gene Ontology annotation, biological process: protein geranylgeranylation; protein farnesylation. The transcript is spliced from 3 exons. The coding region runs from base 1 to 792 and encodes 263 amino acids. Gene Ontology annotation, molecular function: CAAX-protein geranylgeranyltransferase activity; protein farnesyltransferase activity.
AUGGUGGAAAUUGAGGAGCUGUCCGGAUCUGGAUCUGACACUAGUUCCAGCGAAAUGGAGUUUGAUCCUUCGUCUCAUAUUUGGGCAGACCUAGUUCCUGAUGAUCAAAUCGAUGGGCCAGAGCCACUAUGUCCCAUUCUCUACGACCCGGAUUGUGCGUACAGGCGUGUCAUGGGACUUUUCCGUGCUUUACGAGCGAAAUAUAAUGGAGAGGUAGAAGUGUCUGAACGCUCUUUAGCUUUGACAUUCUAUCUUGUUCAUUUGAAUCCGGCAAACUAUACCAUCUGGCAGUAUCGUGCACAAGUCCUCAUUCAAAUGGCUACAGAUGAGGAUCAUGCACUUCUUUUAAAAAAGGAGCUCGAAUUUCUUGAUCAUUUUGCGUUGAUAAACAUGAAAAAUUAUCAAGUUUGGCAACACCGCAAAGUCAUUGUAUCUAUGCUCGGAGACCCGUCGAAGGAAUUGGAUUUUACAAAAGCUGUGCUCUCAGAAGAUGCCAAGAACUAUCACACAUGGGCCUAUCGUCAGUGGGUCCUUUCUCACUUCGGUGGCUUGGAUGUGACCCCUAUCACCUCUAAUGUUCCCGGUGCCGGUAGUUCCCCAGAGCUCUGGCAAGGGGAGAAUGAGUUUACCAAGACACUGUUAGAGCAAGACAUUCGCAACAAUAGUGCCUUCAACCACCGGUGGUACUGUCUCUUCGGACGACGAAUGCAUGGCCGUGAUCAGCUACCAGCCGAGGUAGAAUCAGUUCGUGAUGCAGAAAUAAGGUUUGUGGACCGCACAGCGUCGUUCUAA